Messenger RNA from Pimephales promelas (fathead minnow), 827 nucleotides. The record is from RefSeq and is a predicted model, not a curated record. Lineage: Eukaryota; Metazoa; Chordata; Actinopteri; Cypriniformes; Leuciscidae.
GGGUUAUAUCUUGAGGCUGAAAGUUUGGCUCAGAAUGGAUUUUUAGCUCAUGAAACACACAGCUAUGGUCAAAAAAGAAGGAGAGGUUGAUUUAGAGUCUCUCUGAACGGAUAUUAGUUGCUCUUUCUGCACAUGUUCUGAUCCCCAUCUUCCAGCUGUCUCAUCUCCAACGCUCUUGGUGACAACGUGAUUUGAAACAAGAGGAACUUUGGAGGAGUCACUAAUCGCGUCCAACGCUAAAGAUCCAGGAACGAAAUGGACGUUCCCUUCAAUCUGUCCCUCUCCAAUCUCUCACUUCCCGUCUCCCCAACAUCUCCACCUCUGGAUCUUCAACACCCCCUCCUGACCAUCAUCAUCAUCGCGUGUCUCUUCGCUGUGUUCGGGGGCUGUGUGAUUGUUCUGGCGAUGUGCUGCUCGACGGGAGGGUCGUGGGGUGUGGAUGGGGACGGCGGUCUCUCGGGGGGUCAGACUCCGUCCAGCGAGCCCCAGCUGAAGCUCUGGAAGCGCUUGGGCUCUAUGAGGCAGUCGUUCUCCUCCACGCCGGCGUUCAGAAGACCCGUUCAGCCAUACGUAGCCCAGAGCCGGAAGCAAUCAGGGUCAAUGCCGCCGGCAGAGUCAAAGACACACGACUCCUACACAUAUAUUACUAUACCGUCUCUGCUGCAGUAUGCCACCGAGAUUUGAGCUCUGUUGCUAAGAAGUCACCUUGCGGUCUCCUGCCUACAUAGACACCUGCCUUUUAAGUGACUGAAUCAAAGUGCACUUCAUAGGGAGAAACUCCAGCUACAGGAAACUAGACUCAAAUUGAUUCCAAAAAAAUGCAUAAC